AUGGCCAAACCAAAGAGUAAGGCCCUGCAAGAAGCCAGCAGAGACACCGAAGGUGCAGCGCAUGGCUCACUGGAUCAUCACUUGCUGCCUCCUGCAGAGACAUCUCCGCAUGCGUAUCUUGACAGGAAGUGUCGGCAGUCGGCCCAAGCCUUAUCUGGCAAUUUCAAGCAUCGGCAGCGCGAAAGUGGUUUGCACCAUCUGCAUCUGAAGGUCAGGAGCAAGACAAGCCACAGGUUUUGGCCCAAGAAGAUCCAUUUGACUUGUGCUGCAUGUUUGACAGUCAUGGCCACACAUCUGCCCUUGUCAGGCUCCUGUUCCAGCACCUUCGUUGACCAAAGCGCGGGUGCUCUUCUCAGAAGUUUGUCUCAGGGCUCGCAGCAGCUCACCACGACGCAAUAG
Molecule: messenger RNA, 399 nt
Organism: Symbiodinium natans
Lineage: Eukaryota; Dinophyceae; Suessiales; Symbiodiniaceae
Source: the annotation of a GenBank genome assembly